AUGACCCCAGGCAAGGACCAGACAGCCCCACCGGCAGCGCUCGAGCACACCGCCGCCCCAGCAGCAGAAAAGCUGCGAGCCAUUUUGCAUGAGAGAAAGAGAAAGAGACAGCUGGCAGAGGCUGCCCGAUCUACGUCGUCGGGUACCCAGGCGCCUCCCACUGCGUCUGUAGCAUCUGCGGCCCCAUCCGCUGCACCCACACUCGCGCUCGUGCCCGCGAGUGAGCCAUCGCCCGCUAGGAAGAAGAUACGGCACAACGAACCCACAUCCUCGGAGACCUCGAUUGUCCACAGCUUGCCGCCCGCGCCAGACUUCAAGACGUCCCUGGCAGAGGCGAAGAGACUGGCCCCUCAACUCGGCCAUCUAUCCAUACAGGAUGAUGGGACCGUGACUGGCCUCCACGUCACCGAGCUCCUCAGCCUGCUUCAAAACCUCGAUCUCACUCCAGGCAGCAUACAACAUGCGGAGACGACGUGCAAGGAGCAGGAGCAGCGUGGCAAGAAGCGCAGGCUCGAUGAGGACGGCGCCGUGCCGGAGCAGCUCGAUGAGGACCGGUCGGUGCAGGAGAACCCCGACUGCCUUGACGACACGAUCGAGGGAUAUCAGGUGUAUGUCGCGAAGCCAGCUCCCCGCGCAGCUUGGGCUGGGGUCCUCGGACGCAACCCCACCGCAUUGUCGCCAGCAGGAUCAGUCGAACUGCAGGCCACACAGGAGGAGGUACAGCCCAGUCUAGCCGCCUACCUCAAAGCCACCAUGAGGAUGCCACCUCUCCUUCGAGUGGAUCCAGCGCUGCUUAAUGCGGCAUUGACACCCGGAGGCAAGAACGGCCACACCCGAAGCGGCCAUGGACAGAUGUUGGCCAACCAUGGGGCUGUUGCCUUCCAUGGCGAUAACCUGCUGUCGCUGACGGUAGGCUUGGCGACCGAGGCGAUUUACCCCGGGUUCAGUUGCGGGGCUCAGUCGCUACUUCGCGACAUUCACGAAGCUAAUGCGACGCAGCGUCUCAUCGCUAUCGGUCUGGGCCUGCACAAGAAGAUGUGCCUAGGAAACGCGGGGAAGCGGGCGAAGGAGGCAGUCUGGCAAGCUGAGCACUCGCUAGGCUUAGUGCUUGAGGGAUUCUUCCUGGCCAUCCUGCUCACGCACGGCAUUGAGGUUACUCUGGCGUAUUCUACGUUGUGCUUCGGCCAGUCGCUGGAGUACAUCUACGACAUGAUGGCCACAGACGCCGUUAGCGAGUCCUCGGAUUCUCGGGAGUGGCGAGAGGCCAUCAGCGGGGCUGGCAUGUUCGACGUGCUUAAGUGGCUCGAGGGAGUGACGUCGUUGGGAGUCAAGGUAGAGACCCACGACGGCCGGGUGACUGUGAGGAUAUGGUGCCAGUGGGGGCAGGAGCUACUUCGUGGCAUGGCAGAGCAUGGCUCUGUGGACGUUGCGCGUGGUCUCGCCUCCCUGCAAAUUAUUCGCCAGAUGUAUACACUGGUACCGCAAACUUGGCGGGACCUCAUGUGA
This is a messenger RNA of Vanrija pseudolonga, 1506 nucleotides long. RefSeq lists its product as uncharacterized. Gene Ontology annotation, molecular function: ribonuclease III activity. Lineage: Eukaryota; Fungi; Basidiomycota; Tremellomycetes; Trichosporonales; Trichosporonaceae. Bases 1 to 1506 code for a protein of 501 amino acids. The record is from RefSeq and is a predicted model, not a curated record. The transcript has 4 exons. Gene Ontology annotation, biological process: RNA processing.